Talaromyces rugulosus is the source of this 267-nucleotide messenger RNA. RefSeq lists its product as uncharacterized. The transcript has 4 exons. The coding region runs from base 1 to 267 and encodes 88 amino acids. NCBI's taxonomy places the organism in Eukaryota, Fungi, Ascomycota, Eurotiomycetes, Eurotiales, Trichocomaceae. The record is from RefSeq and is a predicted model, not a curated record.
AUGAAGCCAUUCUUUUCCGCCCUCAGCGCUUGGAGUUGCGUUGUCAUAUCCUUUUUCGCAGUCAUUAUUUUGACCGUCCUGGGCAUUCUUUUCAAGUCAAAUCACCAUGCGUUUACGGGAUCAGAAGGCUCGCCUGAAGAUGGAGGCGCGGUAGCUGGUUCACUUUUCACUGCUGUGCUGGUAUAUGUGGCCUUCUUUGUCUUUUGCGGUUUCCAGGCAUGGCUGCACGUCCGGGCGAAUCGGCGAGGCGCGAUUUCUCUCCAUUAA